AUGGCAGAACAUGACUUGGGAUUGCUCGAUGAUGAUACCUACAAGGUGAAAAUCUUGAGUCAAAAGAUCUUGGGUAUUGCUGAAGUCUAUCUGUACAAGAUCCCACGCGAGAAAGAUCCUGGACAGCAGUACUUUGCCGAUGAAUGGGUUUUGAAGCGACCCUUGAAGGAAUGUUCGUUGCGAGUGGAACGCCGCGGUGAUGCCUUGCUGCUACUGUUCACCUAUGUGCAAGAGGGCAAACAAGGUUCGACUCUAUUUGCCCUUUGCUGCAUUGACCUGAUCAACGGAAAUCAGGACAUGAAUCACCAUGUCUUGACGGUGGGAGACUCGAGCCGUUACUUUGUUGUCCGUGUAUCGGACGAACAGGGGGAGCGAGAAGCUCUCUUGGGACUCGGAUUCCGAGAACGAGACGAAGCUGCUGAUUUCCGUGCUGCCAUCUCGCAUUAUGUCAAUGCUGUCAUCAAGGAGAAAAUGGCUCGAAGUGCCGCUGCAGGAGAGGAGGAGCUUGUCGAACAGUAA
Messenger RNA from Seminavis robusta, 519 nucleotides. NCBI's taxonomy places the organism in Eukaryota, Bacillariophyta, Bacillariophyceae, Naviculales, Naviculaceae. The record is from the annotation of a GenBank genome assembly.